Sabethes cyaneus is the source of this 936-nucleotide messenger RNA. Its product is annotated as hydroxysteroid dehydrogenase-like protein 1. NCBI's taxonomy places the organism in Eukaryota, Metazoa, Arthropoda, Insecta, Diptera, Culicidae. Bases 1 to 936 code for a protein of 311 amino acids. The transcript has 4 exons. The record is from RefSeq and is a predicted model, not a curated record. Gene Ontology annotation, molecular function: oxidoreductase activity. Gene Ontology annotation, cellular component: endoplasmic reticulum.
AUGCAGUUCGACGUAGACGGAUUUGUGCUUUACCUGUUGGCGGCAGUAGGAGUGUACGCAAGUGUCAUAUAUUUUUACGAAUGUGCUAGAUCACCCUUAGCUAUUUUGUGGAGUGUAAUUUUCCCGAAUCGCAAACCGUUAAGCGAGCGGUACGGACCUUGGGCUGUAAUCACCGGAUCUUCCGAUGGCAUCGGGAAACAGUAUGCAAUCAAUUUGGCCAGUAAAGGUAUGAAUGUGUUUCUGAUCUCAAGAACCGAAUCGAAGCUGGCGGAGCUUGCCGAACAAAUACGGUCACAAUAUUCCGUUGAUGUCCAGUGGAUGGCAAUUGACUUUUCACAGGGCGUGCAAAUUUUUGAAACCAUUAGAAAAUCAAUAUCUGGACUCACAAUCGGAAUACUGGUCAACAAUGUCGCCGUGGGUCAAGAUUACCUACUGGAAUUUGAACGUUUCUGUACCCAGGAUGUACAGCAAACAAUAUCGGUCAACGUAACGGCUGCCGUAAUGAUGACCCAUAUGCUCUUACCGGAAAUGAAGCAACGAAGACGAGGACUAAUUGUCAACGUAUCAUCCGUCGCCGGAUUAGCUCCGGGGCCUUACAUCACACUUUAUGCAGCUUCCAAGGCAUUUCUAGAUAGUUUUACAACGGCUUUGUCUCAAGAACUUCAUGGCUCCGGAGUCGAAUCGCAACUGGUAACUCCGCUAUUUGUGCGUACCAAUAUCAAUAAACGUUAUCACGCCGUAAAAUUUUCGACACAAUUUUUUACUGACGUGAAACGAUUCGGCAAACAUGCUGUCUUCACGAUCGGGCGGUCUGAUUCUACCACUGGCUAUUGGGCCCACGGAAUACAGAUAUCCCUUUUUCGACUUCUUCCGGUAAGAGUUCGUACAGCUGUUUGGUAUUACGUGGCUGGGCUUUUGAAAAACAAAGAAGUUUAA